Molecule: messenger RNA, 1746 nt
Organism: Nematolebias whitei (Rio pearlfish)
Lineage: Eukaryota; Metazoa; Chordata; Actinopteri; Cyprinodontiformes; Rivulidae
Gene: mlpha
Product: melanophilin a
Exons: 16
Coding region: 31-1746 (571 amino acids)
Biological process (GO): intracellular protein transport
Cellular component (GO): cortical actin cytoskeleton
Molecular function (GO): myosin binding; actin binding; small GTPase binding
Source: RefSeq, a predicted model, not a curated record
CAGCUUCAGCCUCUCAGAGAAACUCGGACCAUGGAGCAUAAACUGGACCUGUCCCGUCUGACAGAUGAAGAAGCCAAACAUGUGUGGGAGGUGAUCCAACGAGACUUCAACCUCCGGAAGAAGGAAGAGAACAGACUCUCGGAUCUGAAGAAUCAAAUUGAGAAGGAGGACACAAAGCGGGAGCUACUGGGGGCUCAAACAAAUGUGGCAGACUCGUUAUGCAUCCGCUGCCUUCAGCCCUUCAAGUUUCUGGUCAACAGCAAACGUCAGUGUCUGGACUGCCACAUGUACACCUGUAAGUCCUGCAGCCGCUACAACAAGAAGGAGCACGGCUGGGUGUGUGACAACUGCCGCAUGACCAGAGUCUUAAAGAUUGGGACUCUGGGUUGGUAUCACGAUAACAUGAGAAACCGUUUCAAGCGCUUUGGCAGUGCGAAAGUGAUGAGGUCACUGUACAAGCGUCUGAGCGGAGAUGGUGGUCAUGAGGACGACACUCAGAGUAUGCCAGACGUCCGCAGCCAAAUGCAAAACGGUAACGAGGAUGAUCCAGGAGAGGCCGAGGCCCAGCGUUACAAAGUGAUGAGAAAGAAUAAACGCCUGCUGUCAGUUCAUCCCAUGGACUUUGACUCUGAGGAUUAUCUUCCUCAUUCACGCCGCCCAUCAGUACAGAUGCAAGAUGAUCGGUGUUACAGGAAUGAUGUGGACUAUGACUAUUACAGCCACCGAGCAAACCGCAGAAAGAGUCUGGACCGCUAUGCCAUGAGACCAGAUGACUAUGCAGAAAACCGGAUUGUAAGAACUCGCUCUCUAUCUAAGAUCAGCUCCUCGAUUGCUCGGCAGCAGUAUGUCGACACUUCAGAUGAGGACGAGUACCCCAGGUACCCCCCCAUGUACCAACAACCUCCCCACCGCCGGAGGAACAGCAGAACCACCUCACAGGAGAACCUUGGACAAGCACCCCCAAUAAACGAACUGAACAAACGGAUGUCAGCCAUUGAGAAUCUGCUGAGCCGCCUGGAGGAAAAGAUCACGCCAGCUGACGAGGCAUCCACUGCCUCAGCUCAGGUGGAGGAGGAGAAGCUGAGGAAGAAACUGAGCGAGCUGGCCGGGAAUGUGAGUGAUAAAGGCCUGUCUUCAGAUGACGAGGCCAUGAAGAAGCCAUUUUCUUUAGGAAGAGCAUCGUCUGGUACCAGACCAGGGGCUCUUCUGGAUUCUCUGAAGGACAAAGAACUGAGUUCGUCCAGUGACGAGUUACCAACGGAGGCUCAGAAGAGAUCUGCGGCCGCUGCCCUCUGUGACCUCACCACUGAGGUCCUGAGAACCGUUAACGCCACAGAAAACGCCAUGGUUGAGUACGGCCUCUCAGAGCCGACCGACAGGUCGCUGUUAGUCGGCGCUGAUGUAAAGCAGGCCGAUGAUGCAUUCAGGGAACUUGAGGAAAAUGUGUACGUCACAGCCGGCCACUCGUUUGAGCUGGAGACGAAGCUGCAGCGCCUCGAGCGAAGCGCCAAGAACCGUUUGGGAGGAGCGACAGACUCCGAGCUGUCCGAGCUGUCCGAGCUGGAGGACGUGGUGGCCCUGACCGCCGCCAGGGUCCAGAGCGCCGAGAGCGAGGUGUCGGACAUCGAGAGUAAGCUUGCAGCUCUGAGCGCCAAGAAGAAGGUUUUUGGAUCUCAUCAGAAGAAGAAUACCUCACCAGAUUUACCCAAAACUAACGGCACCACAUGGAGAUCAAACAUGUUCUGA